This is a messenger RNA of Megalobrama amblycephala (Wuchang bream), 1097 nucleotides long. RefSeq names its product proteasome 20S subunit alpha 6, like (gene psma6l). The transcript has 7 exons. The coding region runs from base 154 to 894 and encodes 246 amino acids. The record is from RefSeq and is a predicted model, not a curated record. Gene Ontology annotation, cellular component: proteasome core complex; cytosol; nucleus. Gene Ontology annotation, biological process: ubiquitin-dependent protein catabolic process. NCBI's taxonomy places the organism in Eukaryota, Metazoa, Chordata, Actinopteri, Cypriniformes, Xenocyprididae.
CGAGUUUAAUGACGCGAUGGAAUGAAAGAGAAAGUGAAAGUCUCAAAUCGCUUAUUCACUCUCAACUCGACGCACUUCUCAACACAUUCGACCUGCAGCAUCGCGAAUUUGACUGGAUUGAGCUGCUAAAGUCACUAAAGUGUGUUUAUAAUCAUGUCUCGAGGUUCAAAUGCUGGGUUUGAUCGACACAUCACCAUAUUCUCACCUGAGGGCCGAUUAUAUCAAGUCGAAUAUGCCUUCAAAGCCAUCACUCAGAGCGGCCUGACCUCGGUGGGCAUCAGAGGGACGGACUGUGCGGUGGUCGUCACACAGAAGAAAGUUGCGGACAAACUCUUGGAUGCAUCGACAAUGACAAACAUGUUCCGUCUCACUCCACGGAUUGGAUGCGUCAUGACUGGACAUUACGCUGACAGCCGUUCUCAGGUUCAUCGCGCUCGUGUGGAGGCCGGCGAGUGGAAGUAUAAGUUCGGUUACGACAUCACAGCGGACAUGUUGUGUCGGCGUAUCGCGGAUCUCUCGCAGGUUUACACGCAGAACGCAGAGAUGAGGCCGCUCGGCUGCUGCAUGAUGCUGAUCGCCAUGGACCCUCAGAUGGGACCCAUGCUCUACAAAUGCGACCCGGCCGGGUAUUUCUGCGGGUUCAGGGCCACGAGCGUCGGCACCAAACACACGGAGGCCAACAGCUAUCUGGAGAAGAAGCUGAAGAAACAGCCUGAGCUGACGUUCAGCAGGACCGUAGAGAUGGCGAUCUCGUGUUUGUCUACUGUGCUUUCCAUGGACUUCAAAAGCACUGAGCUGGAAGUGGCUGUUGUGACCAAGGAAAACCCUAAAUUCAGGACUCUGACAGAAAAAGAGAUCGAGGAUCAUCUGAUAGCGAUAUCAGAGAGAGAAUAACCUUCAGGUUUCCACGUUUUUAUAGAAUCCACUGAAAUGAAGCGCCUUCAUCUGGCGUUUGCUCGUUUCUCAGCUCAUAGUUUUACACUGAAUUUGAUACAGAUUAUAUUUGGUGUCUGUCACUUGGUGAAAGACAAACUCUCAGUAUGUAAGCCACCAGACAGUCAAAUAAUUCUCAAAUAAACAUGGUUUUGUCAGUCUAA